CCAAAGUGAAAGGCAUCUUGUCUGGCUUCAUGGAAGCUACGUCUGAGUGCAAUGUCCCGGCGCACCAUAGGCGGAGGGAGGGUCUUAGGAAGUGCUAGAACUCUGGGUCCGCCUGUUCCUCCUCCAAAGCCGACCUCCCCUCUACCGUCGCACGUCCUUUCGCCUUCUGACUCGACUCUGUCAUUGAAUACGUCGGAGAGCGGAGCAUCUUCACCUCCUUCAUCGGAUCCUCAAGAUAUCGCUGCUCGGGUCUCUCUAGACCAUGGAGGGCCAGAUCUUUCCGCAGCGGCUGCCGCGGCAGGCGACCGCCUAGUCUGCCCUAUCUGCAAUGAAGAGAUGGUCACACUGUUACAGUUGAACAGACACUUGGACGAUGUACACAAAGAGAUAGAAGAGGAACAACAAGAUGAAGUGAAAGAUUGGUUCAAACAACAGAUGGUCAAGGCGAAGAAGUUCCAACCGCUGGCUGUGUUGAACCAGAAACUCAAGGGUUUGGAUGUGUUCGAAUCCAAUCACGACGUGGCUCGCAGCAGCACGCCUGUGCCUAGGAUUGAAUCUAUCGCGAGAGAUUCUGUUCCUCCUCCUACACCGCCGAAGCCGACCCCUGCAGUGAUUGAUCCAGACGACAUCAUAACGAAGCAGCAUUGGCAGAAACGAACCGGAUACGAUGUAUGCUCAGAUCCCUCAUGUGGGAAGAGAUUAGGCGCCGGAGCUGGUAUUGUCAAUUGCCGACACUGCGGCAAGCUCUUUUGCGACGAGCAUACAAUGUAUCAAAUGAAACUGUCAAGGUCUGCCCAGCAUGAACCCGUUCGUGGACUAUGGUACAGAGUAUGCGAAACGUGCUAUAAGAGCCGGGAAGGCUACACGGACAGGCACGGUCUUGAACGAAAUCGAAUGGAUGAUUUUGAGAGCGUGAGGCGGAAAAAGCUCAGUCAUCAAGAAAUGGAAGUCUCUAGACUCGAGAAGAGACUCUCCAGGUUAACACAACUCCUUGCCAAUCCACCAGAGGAAGUGGUACCGCCAAUAACGAACAAGCGGUGGUCCCUGAGCUGGGGCCAGAACGAUCCCCGAAAGGCCCUCGAACAGAGUAUCGUUGCGUGGCAGAACGAUACUGAAGUAGCUCGUUGUCCAUACUGUCAGCAGGACUUUACACAGUAUACAUUUCGACGGCAUCAUUGUCGAACAUGUGGGAAAGUUGUUUGUGGAGACCCAGUCACUGGCUGCUCGAUAGUUAUCGGUCUCAAUGUUGCAACAACUAACCCCUGUCGCUCCAUAACAGAAAAGCCCGCUCCCGACAAUGCCGUCGCUCUCGACAUCCGCCUGUGCAAGGAAUGUAACCACACAAUAUUCUCACAUCGGGACUUCCAAUCUUCGGUGACUUCUACCGCCAUUGAAACAUUCUCCCGAGCAUACAACAACCUCUUACAAUUCGAACGGGGAAUUCGCUUAUUGCUGCCAAGGUUCCAAAAACUCCUUCAAGCACUACAAGAUCCCGAUCACCCGCCAUCUUCGUCACAAAUCUCGGACGCCUCACGGACGCGGAAGCGUCUCAUGGACUCUUUUACACAAUACGACACGGCCGCCCGCCGGAUGCGUGAUCUCCCAAGCCACUCGCCCACCCAACUCAAACUACAAAAAGCCAUCUAUCAGAACGCCACUCAGUUCUUACACCUGCACAUGCUGCCGCUGAAGUCUCUACCCAAGGUUCUAAAACACGCCACACCCCACGGUAGUGGUGGCGGUAACAUGCCCAAACUCGACCCCCGCGACCCUCGCUCUUCCCUCGCCAUCCUCAACAACAACCACGUCCGGCACGACAGCUCCUCAAACCUGUCCGUGGCGAGCUUCGCGUCCUCGCGCGUCAGCGAGCUCGAGGCCGAGGAGAAACAGCUGCGCGAGCGACUGAUUGUGCUCGAGGAGCAAAAGUUCAUGGUGCAAGAGAUGAUUGCCGACGCGAACAAACGACGAAAAUUUGACGAAGUCGCCGCCCUGGCGGGCAACGUGGAGGAUCUCAGCACCGAAAUCGACAGUGUGCAGAAACUCGUAGACAAUUUACGGGGCGAGUUCGACAGCGUUUAUACAGGCGGAGGAGGAGGGUUGGGGAGCGGCGUCAAUAGCCCUGUCAGAAGAGUCAGUGACAUGGGCACGAGCCCUCAAUCGUCGUCGACGGGCCAGGGGAAGCUGAAGAACGUCGUCGCCGCAGGCGAAUUAACCUGACCUAACCCUGCGCAUGCAGCGUGAGUUUGUCCAUUUUCGAUAGCGAGCGGGCGUUUGGCAUCUGGAGCUCACUUUCUUCCAAGCACGUGGGCGUCGUUCAAAGGGUUUAAGACCUACCGUUCCAGACAUGUUGAGUCGGGCAGAAUAGAAUCUCCGGCCUCGGGUACGGUGCAGAUAUGAAAAUGACAUGUGAAAAUGAAAAGACCCAAGAG
Molecule: messenger RNA, 2429 nt
Organism: Exophiala oligosperma
Lineage: Eukaryota; Fungi; Ascomycota; Eurotiomycetes; Chaetothyriales; Herpotrichiellaceae
Exons: 2
Coding region: 52-2217 (721 amino acids)
Biological process (GO): DNA repair
Molecular function (GO): DNA binding; metal ion binding
Source: RefSeq, a predicted model, not a curated record